Molecule: messenger RNA, 2313 nt
Organism: Prunus dulcis (almond)
Lineage: Eukaryota; Viridiplantae; Streptophyta; Magnoliopsida; Rosales; Rosaceae
Product: L-ascorbate peroxidase 2, cytosolic
Exons: 10
Coding region: 560-1312 (250 amino acids)
Biological process (GO): response to reactive oxygen species; cellular response to oxidative stress; hydrogen peroxide catabolic process
Molecular function (GO): peroxidase activity; heme binding
Source: RefSeq, a predicted model, not a curated record
ACGAUCCUAGCCGUACGUUUAGCACCCGAAGACUAAAACGAGAGCGCUAGAACCUUCGUCCCGAAACAGAAUACGCUUCCUAUAUAUACAAUUUCCCCUGCUGCUGUGCUCUGCAGUUUGUACUGAUAACUUCGACCAUUUCAAGCAAGCUUCAACUGUUUCUAGCAACUUCGAUCGUGUAAGGAAAAACUUUUCCUUCCCUUCAAUUUCAUAUACUAAUUUUCUCACUAACCAAACAGAGGGUGGAACAGAUCAAUUGUCGCCUAUAUAUACAAUUUCCCCUGCUUCUGUGCUCUGCAGUUUGUACUGAUAACUUCGACCAUUUCAAGCAAGCUUCAACUGUUUCUAGCAACUUCGAUCGUGUAAGGAAAAACUUUUCCUUCCCUUCAAUUUCAUAUACUAAUUUUCUCACUAACCAAACAGAGGGUGGAACAGAUCAAUUGUCGCCUAUAUAUACAAUUUCCCCUGCUUCUGUGCUCUGCAGUUUGUACUGAUAACUUCGACCAUUUCAAGCAAGCUUCAACUGUUUCUAGCAACUUCGAUCGUAUCAAUUCUCGCCAUGGCGAAAUGCUACCCGACUGUGAGCGAGGAAUAUCAGAAGGCAGUGGAUAAAUGCAAGAGAAAGCUCCGAGGACUCAUCGCUGAAAAGCACUGCGCUCCUAUAAUUCUCCGAUUAGCAUGGCAUUCGGCUGGUACCUUCGACGUGCAAAGCAAGACAGGAGGGCCGUUCGGGACCAUAAGGCACCCGGAGGAGCUUGCUCAUGAAGCAAACAAUGGCCUGGAUAUUGCGGUCAGGCUUUUGGAGCCGAUCAAGGAGAAGUUUCCGAUUCUCUCAUACGCAGAUUUCUACCAGUUGGCCGGAGUUGUUGCUGUGGAAAUUACAGGGGGGCCUGAUGUUCCUUUCCACCCUGGUAGACCGGACAAACAAGAACCGCCACCAGAAGGUCGCUUGCCGGAUGGCUCCAAAGGUUCGGAUCAUUUGAGGGAUGUCUUUGGUCACAUGGGUCUUAGUGACAAGGAUAUUGUUGUAUUAUCCGGUGGACACACAUUGGGUAGGUGCCACAAGGAACGUUCUGGAUUUGAGGGACCCUGGACAACCAACCCUCUCAUUUUUGACAACUCCUAUUUCAAGGAACUUCUUAGUGGAGAGAAAGAAGGCCUUAUCCAGCUGCCAUCAGACAAGGCUCUUCUGGAGGAUCCAGUCUUUCGUCCUCUUGUUGAGACCUAUGCCGCGGACGAGGACGCUUUCUUUGUGGAUUAUGCUGAAGCGCAUUUGAAACUCUCAGAGCUUGGAUUUGCUGAUGCCGAGUAAAGGGGGAUUCUAAAUAAGGCAGCGGUGGCUUGUGUGAUGUUUAAUUCUUCGAGAUCAGGCUGAAUAUAUGCUUGUAAAUUGUAUUAGUUGUUGGUGUGUGAUUUUCGGGCUAUGUCCAGUAAGCCUUUCUGUUGGUGAGUGUGGUAAUAAUAUGUGUUAAACUUGUGUGUAUGAUAAUGAUCCACAUAUUACGAUUAAUUAUAUGCUGCUUGCUUAUGUAAUAUUUAUUUCUAUGGGUUAUUUUAUCUAACAUGGUUAGAUGUAAAAUGCUGUCUGCAUAUUUGUAUCUUACUUGGAAAUGGUUAGAUUAAUCCAACGGUGUUGGGUCAUUGUUGUCUGCAUUUUUACAAGAAAUGCCAACUCUAAAGUGAUUGCAAGAGAAUUCACCAUCUAGAGAGAGAGAGAGAGAGAGAGAGAGAGAAACCAGAAGAUUUUCUAGCAAAAUUGUUCAUGCUGAUUACAAAAAUAGAUAGGGCUGAAGAUGAACAAUAUAGAAUAUAAAUGCAUACUUUAAAAUCGAAACAAUUGAAGACAAUUCAUAAAGGAAAGAUGGAUAACAAACUUCAUCAAAUGGAACUAGCAAACACAUGAUGAUUUUGCUGUUGGACUCGGAAGCUGCAAUUGCUGAUGUAGCUCAAUCAAGAAACUUUGAAAUAAGUAAUCUGGAUACAUAACAUCCAUCAACCCGACCCGGAUCAUCCAUCAGUAACCUCCAAAAGCAAUCAAAGGCUUUCGCAACGUCUGCUCUCUGUUUUCAGAUGAAAAUUUUAAGUCUAAGAAAAGAAAUUGCCUGUUAAAAUUAAUGGGUAAAGACUUAAGCUUGGUACUUCAACAGGACAACAAAAUUUCAAAAUAAAACUUAAUAAGCAAAAUAUAAUACAGAACUGUUGAAAAUGAUAAGGUAGAGUCCACGUGUUGGAAGAGGCUUUGCUUACAAAAGGGUUCAUCCCUCAUUGUAAUUGAUAGAAAUGAAUAAUAAGAAAAACAUCAGAUUCCUAUGC